Hansenula ciferrii is the source of this 762-nucleotide messenger RNA. It is a transcript of the gene MET8, whose product is annotated as bifunctional precorrin-2 dehydrogenase/sirohydrochlorin ferrochelatase MET8. The record is from RefSeq and is a predicted model, not a curated record. Gene Ontology annotation, molecular function: protoporphyrin ferrochelatase activity; precorrin-2 dehydrogenase activity. The transcript has 2 exons. Lineage: Eukaryota; Fungi; Ascomycota; Saccharomycetes; Phaffomycetales; Wickerhamomycetaceae. Gene Ontology annotation, biological process: siroheme biosynthetic process. The coding region runs from base 1 to 762 and encodes 253 amino acids.
AUGUCAGAAUCUGAACAACAUUCAGAAUUUCCAGAGAUCUUACCAAAUGAUCGUCAUGUUUUAGUUGUUGGAGGUGGUGAAGUUGCAGCAAGUAGAAUUUAUCAUUUAUUAAAUGCAAAUGCUAAAAUCACAGUUAUUUCACCAACAAUGAAUCCAGAAAUUGAAUAUCGUGAAUCAAAAGGUUUAUUAUAUUCUGUUCAAAGAAGACAAUUUGUUGAUUCUGAUCUUUCAUUAUAUGAAAAACCAACACCAAAAUUAGAAAAAUUUGAUGAAGAAGAAUAUAAAAACAUAGAUCAAUAUUUAAAAGAUUCAAGAUUUGAAUUAGUACUAGUGGCAAUUGAUGAUCCAAUAGAGAGUAAAAAAAUAUAUUAUAAAUGUAAAUUAAAAGGAUUAAAUGUAAACAUUGCAGAUGUUCCACCAUUAUGUGAUUUUUAUUUUGGUGCAAUUUUCAGAAAAGGUGAUUUACAAGUAAUGGUUAGUACAAAUGGUAGAGGACCAAGAAUGGCAAGAUUGAUUAAAGAUAAGAUUGGUAAUUUAUUUAGUGAUUAUGAAAUUGAUAAGACUAUUGGAAACAUUGGUGAAUUAAGAAAAUUAUUAAGAAUUAAGAAUUCGGGAACUGAUAAUCAAUCUAUACAAGAUAGAAUGGAAUGGAUGACUAAAACAACUGAUUUAUAUACUUUUAAACAAUGGAGUGAUGUGGAUAUACAUAAAGUUAUAGAAUAUUAUCCAAAUUUACCACCAAAAUAUGAAGAUUUGAAAUAA